Messenger RNA from Harpia harpyja (harpy eagle), 1859 nucleotides. RefSeq names its product translation initiation factor IF-2-like. The transcript is spliced from 3 exons. Bases 321 to 1142 code for a protein of 273 amino acids. The record is from RefSeq and is a predicted model, not a curated record. Lineage: Eukaryota; Metazoa; Chordata; Aves; Accipitriformes; Accipitridae.
GGGCUCACUGGUGUCUCAGUUUCCCUGCACGGGCUCUGCCCUGAUGCCACGGGGAGCUGGCAGCCCGUUUACCCUUGAAGGGGGGGCAUGGGGCACUGCCACAGGCUGCUAUCCCUUUGCCACCCUGGCACCAUGCUGCCGGCAGCCCUGACUGCACCGCUGGGCCCCCCUCCCCACGGCUAUUUUUAUCCACCCCCCAACCGUGUUUCUCACUGUCCUAUUUUAAGCGGCGCAGUUGGCGCACUGGGAACCCAGUGCCCGGCUCCCAGGGGCCCCACACCACCUCGCUGCCCACUCACGCUGCCCGGGCACAGGGAGCCAUGCCCAGGGAGGCUGGAGAAGCAGACGGCAUGGGAAGGGCCGAGGGUGCCGCGCCGGCAGAGCCUGGGGACCCCGACGGCAGCGAGACGGGAGCCAUCAGCCUGCGCCCCGUGGAGUCCAUCAGCGACCUGCACUGGGCCUCGGGCGGGCAGAAGGGCGCCGAGGGCAAUGGCCCGGCUCCCUCCAGCAGCCUGCGCAGGCCUCCGCCUCGCCCCGUGCCCCCCGGCCCCCCGCCGCUCCUGCCCACCCUGCGACCCGUGCCCGCCGCCAGCCCCUGCCCCUGCCUCAGCCCCAGCCACCCCUUGCUCCUGGCCCUGCUGGGGCUCCUGGCACUGGCGAGCCUGGUCCUGGCCACGCUGGCCAUCUACCUGAGUGGUACGUGGCGCUGGGCAGGGUGGGGGGCCGGGGGGGGGGGCUGCGGGAAGGCCAGGCCGCCCGUCCCCAGCGUGUCCCCGUCCUCUCCCCGCAGUCCUGCAGAGCCAGUCGGUGCGGGCGCUGGCCCAGUGGCUGGAGAGCCAGGAGGACGCCAUGCGCCAGCUGCGGGCAGCCAGCCGGCAGCUCUGGGCUCGCCUCAACGCCAGCGCCGAGCCUGGCGGGCACCGCUGAGCCGCUCCCAGCCCCACCUCGGGUACCGGGCCACCACGGGAAGGGGCACCGAAGGGCGGGAGGGGGGAGCGGGCAGCCCUACCAGCCCCCCAUCCUGCUCGGACCUGGCAGCAUCGCCCCACGGGGCGCAGGGGGUGGCGGGGGCAAUCCUGGCCCCUGCCCCAGGCUGCGAGAGAAAGGGACAGGACUGCAAGGACCGGCACCCACCCCAGUGACAGCCCCUUCCUCUUAACAACAAGACAGAAGGCACCCUCCAAUUAGCCUUUUAAUUACCUCCUGUAAUCAAAGUCUUAGAAAAUCACCACCAUAGAUACAUUCCCGGGGUGGCAGGCACUCCCAGCUGGCGCAGCCCCAUGCCCACCCAGGCAGUGGCCCCCAGGGCUGCACAGGCAGCCCCGGGAUUCGCCUGCUGUGCCACCCCCCUGUAAUUAAUUUCCCACAAGAGGACUAUUUCAUAUAAAGCAUUUGGCUGGAAAAGGGCUCACAGCGGGCAGCUGGCAGGGCUGGGCAGAGCCUGCCACCCCACGCCGCUCUGCCACCACCCCUGGGUGCCAGGCUGGCUGCGGAGACGGGGGCUGUGCCCAGCGUGGCAGGGGGGACCUGGGGGAGCGCUCCUGCCGCAGGCACAGACACCAGGCCCAGCUGCCCCGCAGCCCUGCACGGCUCUGCCCUCCCACCCAGCCCUUUGGGCUGUGCCAGGCCACCCUGAUGCCCCUGCGGGACCGGGGAGGGAGGACAUGAGCCCUGCCUCUGAAAGGGGCUGCAGGAGCCCCAUAUGAUCCCCUCCCGCCGUGCCACGCAGAGCCACAGCCACAGAGCAGGCACACAGCAGCACACCGCCACCUCCCCCCCUGCUCUCCUUUUAUUCUUUUUUUUUGGUUAAAAAAAUAAAAGAGGGGGCAGCCCCUGGUGGGGCAGCUCCAGGCAUUAAA